AUGGAAAACUAUACGUACAACAGUCUCACUCUCCAGCUCGAGGGGAUGAGGAUCACAGAGACCAACAAGUACCCUGUCUUCUUUUUCUUGCUCUUGGCCUAUGUGUUCAUCUUAGUUACCAACAUUGGCAUUAUGGUCUUGAUAUGGAGAAGCCUUCACCAGCCGAUGUAUCUCCUCUUCUGUAACCUGUCGAUAAAUGAUGUUAUGGGCAACUCUCUCCAGGUUCCACGGAUGCUUGCAGACAUCUGCGUUCCUCCCUCUGAGCGCCUCAUUCAUUACUAUGAGUGUGUGGUCCAAGCUUUCACUGCACACAUGUUCGGCACCAACUCCCACACUCUGCUCAUGAUCGGUCUGACCAUACGGCUGAACCGAUGCAGGACUCUGAUCACUAACCCUUUCUGUGACAAUGCCUCGCUCUUUAAACUCUCCUGUGAGGAUUCAAUUAUCAAUAACAUCUAUGGCCUCACUUUCACUGUGGUCCUGCUCUCAUCCUCUAUCGGCAGUAUAAUCCUCACCUAUUCAAAAAUUACAAUGGCCUGUCUGACCAGUAAGAGUAAGUCUGUGAAUAGUAAAGCCUUGAAGACCUGCAGCACUCAUCUGUGCCUGUAUCUGAUAAUGCUAGUCAGUGGAUUGAUCCACAUUGUCCUCCAUCGCUUCUCUGGGGACGCAGAGUACAGAAAGAUUUCUGGCAUUCUCUUUCACAUUGUUCCCGGCAGCCUCAACCCUCUUAUCUACGGCCUGCAGUCCCAAGAAAUACGCAAAUGUUUGUCAAAUAUAUUCAAUCUUAGAAAAGUUAAGCUGAUAUUGUAA
Messenger RNA from Micropterus salmoides (largemouth bass), 810 nucleotides. RefSeq names its product olfactory receptor 52L1-like. Gene Ontology annotation, molecular function: olfactory receptor activity. The transcript has 2 exons. Gene Ontology annotation, biological process: G protein-coupled receptor signaling pathway. The coding region runs from base 1 to 810 and encodes 269 amino acids. Lineage: Eukaryota; Metazoa; Chordata; Actinopteri; Centrarchiformes; Centrarchidae. Gene Ontology annotation, cellular component: membrane. The record is from RefSeq and is a predicted model, not a curated record.